Messenger RNA from Gallus gallus (chicken), 5731 nucleotides. RefSeq lists its product as uncharacterized. The record is from RefSeq and is a predicted model, not a curated record. The coding region runs from base 3579 to 4958 and encodes 459 amino acids. Lineage: Eukaryota; Metazoa; Chordata; Aves; Galliformes; Phasianidae. The transcript has a single exon.
GGGGCGGCCAUGGACCCGGAGCUGCCAUGAUGGCGCCGGCGCGAUGGUGGAGCUGCGGGGUUCCGUGCGGCGAAAGCGGUGCUCCGCCACCCCACAUCCCCGCCGCCACCUGCCCCGUGCCUCGGGGAUGCCGGACGGUCAGGGGAAGGCGGCGCAGGGGCACCGCCGUCGGCCCCGUCCGUCCCCCAUCAGAAUCCAGUCUGUCCUCCGGAGAGGGAACUGAGCCGUCCUCCGUCAUUGCAGUGGGGCACUGCUGGGCUGUGAGAAGCGGCGGCUGACCACAAGCAGCGGGACCCGCCCGGCCUCCGGGAGCAGCUCCUGGCUGAGCCGAGCAGCCCCGAAAGAGAGGGACUGAUCCCGCGGGUCGAGACGUGUUCAAGCCUGGCAGAGAGUCAGGCGGGCGCCUUCGGUUCUUGCUUGGCUCAAAUCGGCAGCAGCGCGUGCUGAGCUCCUGCCCCGCAGGUGGAGUCCCCAACUCCCGUUUUCCUUAUCCCGGUCUGUCCCCGUGCGGAGCUCCCGGAGCUGCGUGAAGCCGACACGGAGCCGCUUCGUGUUGGCCCUGAGGAGGGGAGCUGUGAGGGGGGAGCGAUUGUUAGGAUGGAAACUGGUUGGGAAUAUGGACAUUUCUCUGCUUAUUGCUCUUUAUGUGAAAUGAUUAAAUGUUGAGCGUUUGUUUUUCUACAUUUCUGCCUGCAGUUGUUUCUGCAGCUCCAAAGACCCUCCCACUCCCCCCCCCCAUCCCUGUGCCCACCUCUGGGUAAGGACGGGGCAGCACCAAUGGCAGCGUCAUAGGACUGCAACCACCAGCCCCAUCCUUCCCCCCCACAUCCCCUCCCCUCCUCAGCGCUGCGUGGGAAAUGGUUGGGGUGGGAUUCUGGGAGAGCUGGGGCGGCUUGGCCUGCAGAAGAGGAGGCUCAGGGGGAUCCCAGGCACGGCCAUCAGCCCCUGCAGGGAGGUGCAGAGAGGACGGAGCCGGGCUGCACCCAGCGGUGCCCAGCAGCAGGACCAGAGGCACUGGGCACACGCUGCAGCACAGCAGGUUUCCCUGUAUGACACCUCUGAGCCCCCACAUUGGGUCAGUGUCAUUGGCUAUUUUUGCCAAUGGUCACGAUGCAGGAGUUGAGUGCAUCCUUGUGACAUCCACCGGGCAUCCUAAGGCACGAGGUGCUGCUGGCACUCCUGAGGUUUUUAAGGGGCAGCAGGGAGAACCGGAGGGCUCAGGGCAGUAGCUGGGGGCUCUUGGAGGCACUUUGAGGUGCCGCGGGUUCAGAAUUGUGUUUUUCCUCCCGUUUCACACAGAAGGUGGCAGUUCGGCUCAGUACCUCGAGGUGGCAGCAGGACCCCCAACAACAGAAACAUCUGCUGCCCAGAGCCCCAUGUAUAGCUGUGAGAAUGAUGGAGGGUGUACUAAACGUAGCACAUGCACAGGGCUUAUGAUUCCCGUGACACAGGGAUGACAUAUUCGUAUAGCCUUUCUAUUAUGGUGCCAGAUAGUAUUUCAGCGUUAGAGAGAUAUGAAUUGUCGGAGAGUAUUCCAUCGUAGUUUAAGCCUAAGAGGGCACCAUCCUAUAACAAAAUACAGAGUGAGCCUUAAACGUUGUCAUUCAAUUUAGUUCCCUAAAGCAAAGCAAAGCAAAACAAACACGCAAACACAGCAGCUCCUCUCCUCCCCCUAAAAUAAUGGGUGAAAGUCUCCCACCUGUCGCCUUUCACAAAUUGCACGGCCGUUUUAUGGAAAACAGUUGGUUAAAUUGCAAACUAAACUGAACUCCUAUUUUCUAUAAUUAUGAGACGUACUGUGAGUCCAGAAGGAAAAUCCCUACUGCAGAGACGCACAAAAGCACGGAGCAUUUGUGCUGCUCUUCUCAAGAGGAGCAUUUCCAAAAGAGGGCACCAGAUACAUGCUUUUAAACUGCAUUCCUACUGCUUUCUUGAGCCUAUUUCCCCCUCCUUUCCCCACGACUUCCUCCACAACAGGUACGGAACACCCUAAAUGGAAAGUACUCACAUUUUGCCUUGUCAUAUGUUGUGCUUUUCGACACCAAACCUGCCUUUCCUUUGUGCUGGAAUAACCUCCUUUUUAUUACAAUUGGCCGUGUGACAGGGAGUCAUUGCUAUUUCACUGCGUUACUGCAUUCACACCCACAGCUGAGCAGCAUAGAUAGGGCUUUACUGUUGGGUUCCUGACUGCUCAGCCAGUUUUGUUCUCCCUGGCUUCUCCCUGACUCAGAAGAGUCAUAGGCAUGUUAGAGCUUAGAGUUCCUUUUUUUUUCCUGUGCUGUAGGGCUUGGCCUCCAGUUUUGGCUUUGUUUAUAUCCCAAGGUAUCAGAUAGCAAAUCAAGUUCAAGGCAGUGCAGCUGAUGCACUGGGACAGCAGCAACAUUCCUUAUGGUUGCUAGCCAACCUGGGAAAAGUUACCCUCUCCUGUGCAGAUCCUACACAGCCUUCCCACAACCCCUAAGGCCUCUUCCAAGAGUUUGGAACUCAAGCCCAGCCUCUUCCAAAUGCUGAAAGAAAAAACAACAACUGUUAAAUUUCCUUUAUGUUUCUUGCAUCUUACAGUACAUAUGGUUUAGAAAACACUACGACAAGCUUAAUAUGGAAUGGUCUUCCUAGCCUCAAGCAGCAGAAGUAACUUCUCCCAGUUAGGCAGGGAAUUAGCCAUUUUUCCUAUAUAAGAAAAACAAGAAUGUUUGCAUGGUAACAGAAUGUUUACAAUCUGACAUCCACAUCCACUGUAAAUCCACAGGGUUCAAACAGCAGUCAGAUAACACAAACGAGAAAGAAGCACGAAAGUGGAGGAGUCUGUGUAGAAGUGGUGGUACUUAGGAGGAAGGCACGGUCUGUCUUUAUGCUUUGUGGAUACAGUCAGAUCAGAAAGCAUUGUGCUUUAUGGCACAGUUUCCUUGGCCAAAGGAUGCUUUGGCAGCAGAGGUUUGCUGUGAGGAGGCAUUAGGGCACUGAAGAAAAGGCUGCUGUGCACUGGGCCCAGAGACAUCAGCUCACAGCACGUCACUGGUGGUGGAUAUCUGCAAGCUUUGUGUCUGUCAGUGACUGCUCUGAAGGCUUUGUAGUCAGCUGUCCAUGGCUGUUUUGCAUUUUAGGGUGUAGGAAGAGAUGACAACGCAGCAAUUGGAGUGAUGGUGUCCUGCUCGGAAAUGGAUGUGCUGGAUAGCAGAAGAGGAUUCUUGGCCAAGUAUGGAAUCAUCUCUGUUCCUUCACAAAGGUAAAUUUUUAAAAGGUAAACACACAGAGGUGGAUCCUUCAAGGCAGGAUGCCUUGAAGGAGGUGACCCUCACUUGACAUCAGUCAGGUAUUUCAGUGCAGCUGAGAUUAAGGAGACAUUACAAAGCUCUGAAAAUGUUCCUGAAUGUUUUUAGUUGUUCAAUUGUCUAAAAGAAUACAAGCAAUGCAAAAAACAAGGAAAGAAAGAAGCAGAACAGCACCAACUGCAUGUCCUGAACAGAAUCCAGCUUUAAUAGAGAUUAAAAAUUAUUCCCAUUCCUUUUUCUUCUUAGUGACUUAAUUUGUUCUCACCUUCUCUCUCUGCUCUCUCCACACGCCUUCCCAUUUCUUACAUGUCCUGUUCUCCUACUGUUGAACUCCUGUCGUCUUUAUUUCUCUUCCUUUCUACCUUUGGAAUCCCUUCCCUGAUGCCCCUUCCCUCCUUUGCCUCUUCUGUCUUUUCUAACUUCACCUCUCUGCUGUCUUCCUCUCCUCUACUUCAUUUCUUUUCCAUACUCUUCUCUCCCUUUUCUCUGCGCCAUUAUUUCUCUUCUUCCUUCUUCUGCACUUCUGUGCUCUGCUGUUCCCUCCUCUCAGUCCUCCCCUGCCCAUUACUCCUCUUUUCCUUUUCUCCUCCUCACUCCUGUUUCCCCGUUUCUGCUUUACCUCUUCCCACUGAUGUGGCGACUCAUCUACUCUUAGGUUCUUCUCCCUUAGUAUUAUCCUCUCCUCUUCUGCUGGGUCAUCUUCCCUCUGUCCUUGCUCCUCUUCAGCUGGCUAUUAAUUCUCCCCAUGACGGCUCCUAUUGUGCCAUUCUUUCUACCCCGCAUCCUCACUUUUCCUUCAUCUGCGUCUGCACUCCUCUUCCACUGUUCUUUCUUCUGUGUCUCCUCAGUCCUCUUUCUUCGGCAUCUGCACUCCUUUUCUCCUGUUCUUUCUUCUCUGUAUCCUCACUCCUAUUUCUUCUGCCUCUGCUUUCCUCUCUGCUCUUCUUUAUUCCCUGUAUUCUCACUUAUCUAUCUUCUGCAUCUGUUCCCCUUCUCCUGUUUUUUCCCCUGUAUCCUCACUUCUUUCUUCUGACCGCUCUCCUUUUCUGCUCUUCUUUGCUCCCUGUAUCAUCUCAUCUUCUGCAUCUGUACUCUUCUGCUGUUCAUUUUUUCCCUGUAUCUUUCCCCUCUUCCCACCUCCUGUACUUCUGCCAUACCUCUUUUCUCUCUUCUGCUCUUAAGCUCCUCUCCGCUUCUGCUUUUCUGUCUCAUCUGUAUCCACUCAUCUUUUUUUCAGCUUUUCUUCCCACCCGCUUGUUUUUCUUACCUUCAUUCUCUUUUUCUUCUCCUCCUCUUCUGCUCUUGUUUCUUCCCUGUGUCUGUUCUUCUCUCCUUCUGCUCUUAUCCUUCUCAGCAUCUGUCAUAGCUUUAUCCUCUCUUCUCCUCUUCUGCUCAUCUCCUCUUCUGCUGUCUUGCCUGUAUCAGAUCCUUUCCUCUGUUGCUCUUUUCAUCUUCUGCACUUCUUCCUUACCUGCAUCCUUCCUACUUCUCUUCUACUCUUGUUUUACCAGCAUGCUUUUUCCUCCUCUCCAGCUCUCCAAUCUGUUCCUGCUCAUCUCUCUUAAUUUCAUCCUCUCUUCAGCACCUCUCUCUUACCUGUAUCCACUCUUCAUAGGCCAUGGAAAGAAAGGUGCUUGCAAAGCAAAGGCAGGCAGGUGCUUGCUUAGCAACAGCAGGUGUGCUUGAAAAAGGUCUGACUUGAAGUGAGGGUGCAGAGCAGAUUUAACCUCUGCAGGCGUGUAUGCCAGAGCAUGAAGCAUCGUCAACGAGCACGGGGUAGCACCAGCUUGAAACAGGGGAAGCUUCCACAGAGCCCCCAGAUGGAGUCCCAGGGUGAUGAGAUGAAGCUGAUUUUGGCAGCAUUAACGGUGGUUUUCCAGGAUCUGUGCCUUCUAGGGCUGGGGGCUGUCACUGGGGUUGCUUUCACAGGACACCCCCCAGCCCACCUCGGGACCCACGGGGAGUCUGUCGGUGACAAAUGUGUCACUGAGUGACAGCAUCAGGGUGGGAAUGCGUGGAGCACAGUGCCCAGGGCAGAGCCAAGCGGCGCUGGGGGGGGGUCAGCCCCAGGGAGAAAGCCUCCCCCAUGGAAGAAACAGAUUGCUUAAUGCCGUGGGUGAGAUGUUGGAGAACAGCAAAUUAAUGAGGUUAAAAGGUGCCGCCCGGGUACUGUGGGAACCUCCUCCCACCCUGCAAGUGCUGUCCAAAGCUCUCCAGUGCCCCCUGCUGCUCUUUGCAGUUCCCCACUAAGCUCCCGUUGCCUCCCAGUAUUGUCCAGAGUCUCCUUGUGCAAACUCAGUGCCCCCCAGUGCUGCCUGGAGCCACCCCAGUGCUGUAUGCGGCCCUCAGUAGCCUCCCAGUGCCCCCCAGUGGACUUCCCAGUGCCCCCAGUAGUGCCCAGUGCCCCCAGUUCAACACACCCACUGCUCAGCACGUGACCGUCGCCUUCCCCAGGAACA